Eremothecium sinecaudum is the source of this 8322-nucleotide messenger RNA. It is a transcript of the gene TEL1, whose product is annotated as DNA-binding protein kinase TEL1. The coding region runs from base 1 to 8322 and encodes 2773 amino acids. Gene Ontology annotation, biological process: DNA repair. The transcript has a single exon. Lineage: Eukaryota; Fungi; Ascomycota; Saccharomycetes; Saccharomycetales; Saccharomycetaceae. The record is from RefSeq and is a predicted model, not a curated record. Gene Ontology annotation, molecular function: protein binding; protein serine/threonine kinase activity.
AUGGAAUCUAAUGUUAGAGCGAUUCUAGAUCUAUUGUCGUCUACGAAGGUGAAGGAGAGGUCACAGGCGUUUGAUGAGUUGACAGCCAUAAUAAAAGAGAACCCCACGUCUUUAAGCAACAAAGCCAUAAGCGAGGUUAUACAUGUAUUGAUAGGUUCCCUGCAUAAUGAACGGACCAAGUAUGAGCAAUUAUGCUCUAAGCAUCACGAGCAGUCGUCAAAACUGUCAGCAGUCGAGACACGGCUGAACGCAGUAGCAUGUUUACUGCGUCUUCUAAUUGAGAAUACGUGCCACCGGGUGAAGCGUAAACAAAUAAAAACAAUUUUGGAUGAGAUCCCUAUAUUGUUAGUUCAUACAGGAACUAAGAAGUUAAUACAACCUGUUUCACAGCCGCUUACGGCUGUUCUACGGUUAGUGUGCGAGUCAGACCCCUUCGUUUUGAAGUUCGAGGUCGAUCAGUGGAAGUUAUUAACUCGGAACAUAAGCGGUUACAUUAUUCAACAUCUAGAUCUUCUACCGAAUGAUAAAGCUAUUACAAAUCUUACUGAAGCGCUUGUAGCGCUUAUACAGAUCGACACCAUUGGGUUCAAAGAUAUGUGUGCAGAGACCGUCAAAGUGCCGCUAAAAUACUUCGAUGUGGUGGAUAAAGAGACUACUAAAACCCGUUAUAUGCUACAGCUUUGUAACUUAUUGAUCCAGAAGGGCCACCUUGUGCAAUUUCGGGCAGUCAGCUAUUUAAUUGAAAGGGUUAUAAAGCACCUUUUGGCAUUCACUUUUCCGUCUGGAGACUCCAUACAUGAAGAGAUCUCAGUAUUUACGAUUUUUGCUUCAGAGUUGAUAUAUCACAAUGUACCAUUAAAAGUGGGGGAUCUAGAGACCAGAAGAAUUACCGAUGAUAGUUCUCGUAAACAGCUCUUUCAGCAGUUUCUUCGGCAUCAAUUAGAUAGUUAUCGGUCUAAUAAGCUGUCUUUAAAGGAUAUUGAAUAUAGAGAUCUGGAAGAUAAAAUACUGUGGUACCAACUUGAUGACUUCCAGCUUUCAGCAUCUGGUACUAGACUUGAAUGGUUGCAUUUGUUUGGGACAUCUAAAUUCCUUAUUUCAUACUACCGGCUUCUUGCUAAUAGUUCUCCAAGUAGAAGUGAUAUGCGGGAAAUAAAAAGGAGAAAAAUUGCAGAUUCAUUUGAGAACAUUUUAUUAGACUCGUCUAAUAUCGCUGCCUUCGUUACUAACUGUAUCAGUAGCGAUAAUGGCCAUAUUCAGCUAACAGGCCUUCAACUAGCUGCGGUCGUCACUGCUUUGCACGAUUUUCCAUACCAUGAGUUGCUCGAGUUAAAGGAAACAAUAAUUAAUAAUUUUAGUAAAAUCAGCAUUAUAGGAUGGUGUUGCCUUGCUAUGAUUCCGAUGCUUUCUCAAAAGGAUGUCAGUUUUAGCAUUGAUGAGGUUUUGACCCUUAUCAAGUUGGCCUUACCAUUGAUCAAAUCGGUAGACACAUGUUCAGUUGGAUGUAUUCUUUUGGCAAGGCUAUUAAAAUACGAGGAUAGAAAAUUUACAAACAAAGCUUUGCUGCAGCAGAUACAUGAUGUUUACGAACUAUCAACCUUAAUUGGGCCUAAUGUAAUGUCCAAUGAAUCCUAUCUAUUUUGGCAAUAUAUCUAUUACUAUGGUAUCAGUUUCAAAGGUCGUACUGGUAACUCUGGUGUAGAUUGCAUAAUCUCAUGGAUAGUGUCCAAAUGGGACCAACUGUCCCCAGCAAACAGUUCUCAAGACUCGUUUCCAGAAUUCAUUAGCUGGUUAGCUGGUUGCCCUCCCAGUGAAUAUUCUCUUAGACCAAAGCAAUUCCCAUCAGUUUCAAAAUAUUACUUUGAAUGGAAUUAUUUCGCUUGCGAAAGGCAGUAUUUGCUAAAUGUAUUGCCUCUUGCAAAGGUCGGUAGGAGCUCAUCCAGAAGUAUUCCAUUGGCUAAAGUUACCGAUGGUCAACUCUCAGAUGUUUUCUACAAAAUUCAGCAUCAAAUAGAAAAUUCUUCAGAUGUUGGCGACAAAUAUGGUUGGAUUUGUUUUGCUGUAUUAAUUAUUGAAAAUAUUAAAGGUUCAAGUCACCUCGCUGAGCAUCUAAAGGACUUCAAAAGCACAAUUGCAGUGGCAGUAUCGAGUUUAGACAUACAGAAUAUGAAGGAUCUCUCAUGUGUUAUAAAUAUGACAUAUGAGUUUACAACUUGCCCAGCAAUAAAAUUUGCGCUGAAUAACUUUGAUAUCUACAAAUUAUUGAACUUAUACACUGAACUUCAACCGCAGGAAUUCCUAGUAGGUUCAAUUAAUGAUGACUUUCUAAACUCCAAGAAAGCGAAUAGAAUGGUUUAUCCCAGUAAUCAUUUGCAUGGGUUUAAUGACACAUUUCAGAUAUGUCAAGUGGUGAAAUUCAUUAUUACUGUAAUUGAUCCUCAUGCAGAUGGCGCUUAUUUUAAUGAAGUUAUAGAUUUUUAUGAAAUGGUAAUGAGAAGAUCAUCAAUCGACACGGUAUUUCAGUCGUCAUUAACUCUUAUUUCCUACUUGAAAAUAGUCAACCGUUCAAAUAUUCAGUCAGCCAAGCUAAUCUCGCUGACCGAAUUUAUAGGGUCUACAUUUCUUAAUGCUGAUUUUAAUACAUCCACUAUAUCAAUGACUUAUUUGGCUCUGUAUUUAGAAUCAAUAUCUGAUAUUUGGACAGAUAAAAACAAGGAAUCAUCUUUAAAUGCAGAUUGUAAUGAUAUCCUAGAUUGGUUAUAUUCCAGGCUUCAGGAUGUUUCCUUUAGCGGUUGUGAAGCAAUACUAGCCAUUACUAAUUUAACUCUUCAACUGUUAAAAGGAAAUCAUUCUAAAGGUGUACUCAAUUGCGGAAAGCAGGAUCUAUUUCAUAUUCUAACGACUUGUUUGGGUAAAAUUCCCCUGUUUUAUUUAGGUAAAGUGGUGGAAAAGCUUAAGACGUACAUUAUUAAGCUUGGGUUGCGAAAUCAAAACAUCAUAUUUACAGAGAUCAUGGGUCUUUUUGAUACACCACAGGAAAAUGGAGAAACAGCUGCAUUUUAUUCUCUGGUAUUAGCCAAUUUGGGCUCAAUUUCCCAUAUGCAUUUGUCUAAUGCUAUCACUCAUCUACUUCCUCAUCUUGUUUAUGACGUUGUUAAUCACUACGCCGAUUCUUUUAUGGAGAUAGUAAUAAGAGCUCACAAGUUAAACAACUCCCAAGAAUUAUUUCAUGUUUGUCGGUUCGAUAUUCUUAAUAAUUGGUGCAUAAAUUCUGCUGGACAGAAUGGAUUUAUGACUAAUAUAUGGAAUUUUGGAUUAUUCAAGUUCAAAGAUAUGGAAUAUUUUGUCAGUUUGUAUAGGGAUGAGCUCAUGGCCUUCUACUUUUCAAAGAUAUCGCCUUAUAACUACCUGCGAACUUUGCUGGGGUUUUCAGAUGGUAAGGUGCCGCCUUUACUUGAGCGUUCUCUAAGAUACGCCAUCCCACUCGCGUAUAUGGAAGGCGGGAUUGGUGACUCUAUAUUUGAUAUAUGUGCUGAUCAGUGGUCACAAAGUAAGACCAUUAACAUAAUAAGGUCUCAAAAUAUUUUAAUUUUUGAUGAACUUCUACAAUUUUGUGAUACUUGUGAGUUUGAGAAUGUCUUAAAGUCUUUAAAAAAGGUAUUUCCAAAUUCCAGAGCGCUUUAUAAAAUGGAAAAUUAUUAUCCUAAGCUUCGACCAAGAUUUCAACCUCAUUGUUCAAUAACAAGCAUUUUAAGAGUAGCUAAGACAAGGUUGUCUAUGGAUAAUUAUAGUAAACACGAAUUGAGGUUUUUAUUGACCAAAAAUCUUCUUAAUUUGCAAAACUCGACCAUAUUAGAUGAUACUUGUCACAUACUAAGAAAAAUUACAAUAAUAUUAGUGCUAUUUGAAUCCGAACUAAGCCAUUGCCCUCAUGUAAAUGAAGUGUUGACUGUUAUAACAGACUAUUUAGAUGCGGAAUGCUUCUCAGAUGAAAUAUUUCUAAUUAUUGGAUCAUUUAUCGACUAUUCACCCGAAAUAGAAUCCAUUGAGCAUAUUUUGGUUGCUGUAUUUGCAAAGCUCUUGUCUCAACCAAAUAUCCGUGAAGGUUUAGGAUAUUCGAAUUUUAUGGACGAUAUUAAAACCAUACUAUCGGUAUAUUCUGAAAAAAUGAUGUACAGUAAAUGGUGGAGUAUUUGCAUUGAAAUUUUAACCAAUUCUGGGGGAAAUAUAAAUCUAGAUCUUUAUCUGGAUGACUCUCUUUUGGAUACGAAGGAUUUUAAAAUUCGGAACAUCAAACUAUUUUCUGAAAUAUUAUCGUUUCUGCCUGACUUCCGUUGUUUUCCUAAUGAUUUUAAAACUAAAGAGACGGUUGUGAAGAACUUAAUAAAAAAUGCGUCAAUUGAUAACUCAUUGAGUGCCAACUUCUUACUGUGGAAAGGUCAUUAUAUCGGUUGUUGUCAACAAAAUGAUUACAUAAGUUUAGGACGCUAUUCUAGUGACAGUGCUACUGAGAUUUGUACCGCCACAUACAUAAAAUGUUACGGAACUAUUGAUAACAUUUUUACUGUGAUAAUGAACUUGCAGUCUUCUGGAAAUCCGAUGCAAAAAUAUGUGACAGAAUGUAUUUUAUCGACAUUUCUCUAUAAUAAAGACAGUUUGGUAAAUUUCCUCACAGACCCAUCGCCAAUCUAUAAAAACCUAUCAUCAGAAUUCUUACCAUUGACUCCAUUUGCUUUUUCGCUGCUUUUUGAUAUACCUAUUCCUAAGCACAAUUUAAACUCACUGACUAUAAUGGUAUUUUCGUCUGCAGUUCACAGUUAUGUUUCUUGGAUAUCUGAAAUUUGUGUCUUGUUACUCAAUCUUCUAGACAUUUAUUUGCCAGGAUUGAAGAUUGUCGGAGUUUUGAUCGAACAGAUCCCAACUUCUGCAGAACAGCUUAUUACACACUUAGUUUUAUUGAUAAUGUAUUGUGAUCCAAAGGUUGGAACUGAGCUACUAAGUCACUUCCUUUUAAACAUUAACUUGCUGAAUAAUAAGCUAGACUCAGAAUUGAAGAUAAAGUGUAUUCUGCGUCUGUUUCUUCUGGUGAGAUCUUUCCAUAGAAUGGGCUAUAAAGAAUUUCAAAACAUUUACUCUACUCUCAACCUUUGUGAUAUUUACAAGAUUGCAACUACUGUUGGUGAAUAUAAGACAGCCGUGUUAAUCUUUGAGGAAUUUCACAUUUCAAGUUCGAAUCAGCUUGACUUGGAUACGAUGAAGCAAAUCUAUACUCAAUUGAACGAUAUAGAUUUCAUUUAUGGAAUUCCUACUAUGGUCUCUUUGUCUUCGGCGAUAAAUUUAAUGCAUCAGACAAGUGCGCCUGCAUGGAGAGUAUUUGCAUUUAAUAAUGCUAUUUUUGAUUUAGAAUACAAAAAAGGCAAUAUAUCAAACGAAAAUCUGACUGAGUUAAUACAUUCUGCAUCAUCAAAUGGGUUUAAUGGACUGGCGUAUGCACUUCAAGGCAAUGCAUCUACAGAUGUUUCAAAAGAUGCAUAUUCCUGGUGUAUUAAUUUGAAUAAAUGGGAUCUACAAUUACCGGCAGGUCAUGAUUGUAGAGAAAAGUCGGUGUAUUCUGUUUUAAAACAGGUUGCUCAAAACCGUACCUCUUUGCAAGAAACUUUCAAUAAAUCUAUCUUGGAUAUUGUAGGUAAAACUACCUCUUCUGGGAAUAUAGAUGACUACAUAAAGUCACUAUCUGAUGUCAUAACGUUGCACAGGAUUUAUACAAAUAAUGAGGAUGAUCUAAUUGGUCUUAUACAUGCGCGUGACCGGAGGAUGUUGCAACAGGCCGAAUUUAGUGACUGCUCAUUAGACAUUAAGAUGAGGCAGGUAUUCUUGGUGCAGUUGAUCUCGAAAUAUGAUAAAGCACUUAUCGAUAGACGGCAAGUUUAUCUUCAAUUCCAAAAUAUAUGUGAGCUUGCACAUUUAAGUGAACUUGCACGUAAGGCUUCAGAUUUCCAAGAAUCUUUAACGGCCGUAUUAGCUUUGGAGAAUCAUGUGGAAAGUCUACCAGAAUUUUCCGACUUUAGAAAUUAUGAUCUAUUGAAGACGUUGGCUAAAAGACUAUCUCGUCUUCAAGCGGCCAAAGUUCUUUGGUUCCAAAAUGAAAAUUCAAUAUCAACUCUAAUGUUAAAGGAUCUAUUGCAGGUACCAAUAAACUCUGCAUCUCUUUCCCGCAUUCCUUUCCGCCAAUUGCGGGUUUCGGACUUGGAUAUUAAGGCCCAACUAGUGGAAUGGAUGUCAUGCUCCAGGCAAGAGGUUCCGGAGCGAAUAUUAGACGCUUAUAUUACAGAUUCUAAUGAUGAAUUAAAGAAACUUGAAGAUAGAGGAAAACAAUGUAGUAUUGUGCAUAUGUUUGGAGAAUUCUGUUGUACUCAAGCCAAGCAAUAUAGUUCUAGUGAUGAAAUGCAGAUAUUAGCAAAAAGGCUUAAUAAGAACAAGGAUGGUCUUAGCUCAUUGAGUCAGAUCUAUCAUAACAAAAAGCUUCCAGAACGUGAAAGGAAAGAAGCAAAGAGACACUAUGCUCGGUUAAUAACAAGAGAUGAGCAAGAAAGUGAAACUUAUGAACGUCUCAAAGCUCAAAAAGAACUAUUUGUUACAAACGCUUUACAUUUUUAUGCGCAGACAUUGCAACUUGGUGAUGAGUAUGAUGGCGAGGUGGUGGAUAAAUUUUGCGGUCUAUGGUUCGAAUAUGCUAAUGAUAACUCAGUCAAUGAGAAAAUCGCAAGCGAUAUCUCUCUUAUCCCCUCUUAUAAACUUUUGCCAUGGAUCAACCAAAUGGCUUCCAAACUAGCAAAUGAGAAGCUGCUUUUUCAAGAUACCUUGCAAACCACCAUGGCAAGGAUUCUAUACAAGCUUCCUUACGAAUCUUUAUACGCGUUGAUUGGAGUGACUUUAGAAACUGGUCAUGAUAGUUCAAGAGAUCCUGUUACUGCGUCCCGGAUAUCUGCAGCGGAAAGGGUACUAACAUUAGCUGGUAAAUUGGAUGAAGGUAAGUUCUAUUCGGACUAUAUCCACCCAAUUAAAGAAUUUUGCCAAAUGAGCUUAAAGUUGGCGCAUCAUGAAUUUGCAAAGAAUACAAGAAUGUUACAUUUGGAGAACCUCAAAGCUGGCAGCUACUGGUUGCAUACUUUGAUAUUAAGAAAACUGCCAUUGCCAACAGUUCAGGUUAAUAUAUCUUCGAGCCUCGAUGGAAGAAAAUCAAGACCAUAUAUAACGAAAGUUGAAUCCCGCGUCAACAUUUCCAGUUCUGGCCUAUCUAUGCCGAAAAUCGUGUCUCUAAUCAUGAGUGAUGGAAAGAAAUAUAAGAUACUGUUGAAGGCAGGUGACGACGAUCUCAGGCAGGAUGCAAUUAUGGAGCAAGUUUUUAAACAGGUGAAUAAGUUAUUACUUUCGAACAGAAAUACCCGCAAAUGUAAACUAAGGGUCAGGACUUAUGAAGUAAUUCCAUUGGGACCGCGUGCAGGUAUCAUUGAAUUUGCUCAAAAUUCCAGAUCGCUCCAUGAAGUCUUGACUGAGCUACAUAAGUAUGACAAACUAUCUUUCGAUCAGGCAAGAAAAGCUAUGAAGGCUGUCCAAGGCAAGACAAAACACGAACGACUUUCCGUUUAUCUGAAGAUAACCGAGAGUAUCAAGCCAAAGCUCAGUAAUUUCUUCUUCAAUAACUUCUUGAAUCCAGAGGAAUGGUUAAUUGCGAAGACAACAUAUACAAAGGGAGUAGUCACUACAUCCAUUGUGGGAUAUAUUCUAGGUUUGGGCGACAGGCACCUAAACAAUAUAUUGCUGGAUAAGUUCACUGGUGAGCCAAUUCAUAUUGAUUUGGGCGUCGCUUUUGAUCAAGGUAAGCUGCUUCCUAUACCGGAAUUGGUGCCUUUUCGACUAACUAGAGACAUAAUUGAUGGGUUUGGCGUGACAGGUGUUGAGGGAGUUUUCAGAAAAAACUGCGAGCGUGUUUACGGUGUACUGCGACAGGAGCACGAAAGAAUGAUGAGCGUUUUGAAUAUUUUAAAAUGGGAUCCACUUUAUAGCUGGAGAAUGACACCGUUACGUAAAAGACGGUUACAGAAUUACGCUAGUGGGGAAGACAGUGCCGCUAACUCGCUUGCACUAAACUUUUCAUAUGACAAUGAAAACGAUGAAUCGAUAAGAGCCUUGAAGGGUGUUCACGAUAAGCUAAAGGGUAAUAAUUUGAGUGUCGAAGCAACCGUACGAGAGCUUAUCCAGCACGCCACUGACGUUAAUAACUUGGCCAUUAUCUUCAUGGGAUGGUCACCAUUCUACUGA